Molecule: messenger RNA, 1323 nt
Organism: Acanthosepion pharaonis
Lineage: Eukaryota; Metazoa; Mollusca; Cephalopoda; Sepiida; Sepiidae
Source: the annotation of a GenBank genome assembly
AUGAUGGCUAACUUAACAGUAUAUAGUUUUGUUUAUAUCGGCAUCGUAUCGUAUAGUCUAACCAUAUCUAUCUAUCUAUCUAUCUAUCUAUCUAUCUAUCUAUCUAUCUAUCUAUCUAUCUAUCAAUUACAUCUGGUCAUAUCUAUCUAUCACUAUGUGGUCAUAUCUAUCUAUCUAUCUAUCUAUCUAUCUAUCUAUCUAUCUAUCUAUCUAUUACUACUUGCAAUAUCUUCUUUCUUUCUUUCUUUUUUCUUUCUUUCUUUCUUUUUUUCUUUCUUUCUUUCUUUCUUUCUUUCUUUCUCAAUAUUUUAUUUACGAUUUUUUCUUUUAAAAUAUUUCUCUUUUCUUUCUAAAUGUUUUCCUAUUUUUUUCUUUCUUUCUCAACAUUUUUCUUUCUUUCUUUCUUUCUUUCUUCUUCAUUUGCUUGCCUUUUCUCUCUUUCUUCUUUACACAUCCUUUACGCUUUCUGUUAGUCUGAUGUUUCUUUAUUUUUUUCAGAUCGUUCUUUUUCUCAUUUAUCUGCCUUCACUUUUAAUACCUUUCUUUCUUUUAAUAUUCAUUUCUUACAUUCUUUUCUUCCUUCUCUUUUUCUUUUUAUUUCCUUUCUUUCUUUCUUCAUUUCUUCAUCAGUUGGUACGUUAUUUUCUUUCUCUUUUUCUUUCUUUCUUUCUUUCUUUCUUUCUUUCUUUCUUUCUUUCUUUCUUUCUCAGUUCUUACAUUCUUUUAUUCUUUCAGUUUUUCUUUCUUUCUUUCUUUCAAAUUACGUUCUAUUCUUUCUUUCUUUCUUUCUUUCUUUCUUUCUUUCUUUCUGUCCUUCAAAUUUCUUCUUUUUCUAAUAUAUUUCCCCUCUCUUUCUUUCUUUCUUUCUUUCUUUCUUUCUUUCUUUCUUUCAUUGUUACUUUUUGUCCCUGUCUUUUUAGAGAGAAUAUUUUUGUGUUGUUUUUAUUCAUAAACUUGUUUAUCUCCUUUUGCUCACUUUCCUUCUUUUUAAUUUCAUUCCUUCCUAAUUUCUCGCAAAGUGUGAAGAAAACCGUAGCAGUAGAGGUCGCGCAACCUUCGCAUGGACGGAUUCCUGCUACUCCCGAUUCCGCUGGCCAUGCCUCUCCUACUUUUGAACGCGUUAAAAGACGAGCGGCCGGCCUUCCGUCGAAAGGGAAUCGGGUUAAUAUUCCCGAACCCGGACUCGGAGAGUGCUGGUGGGUAGCGGCGAUGCUAGCAGCAAUGUCGGUGGCGUCUCGUUGCUUCUCGGGCGAAACCGCGGUAACGCAAGCGAACCCGGAGACGUCACUGAGAGCCCCGGGAAGAGUUCUUUCUUCUUCGUAA